AUGGGACAUGAGCUUGAAUAUCCCUGGUCACUUUACGUAACUAGGAGCAAGAAGAAAACCAGCCAACAAAUAACUCUUCAAGCUUGGGAAGAACGUCUCAAAAAGCUCAGCACAUUUAAAGAAGCUGAAGACUUUUGGCAAGUUUACAAUAACAUCAAAGUCCCCACGGAUAUAUAUGGAAGAGGUGAUUAUUACUUGUUUAAAGGCGAAAUUUUGCCUGAGUGGGAGCACCCAACAAAUGCAAACGGAGGAGCAUGAAUUCUGAGGACUGAAUACUUGGAAAAAAUCAAUGAGCAAUGGCUUAAUACACAACUAGGAUUAAUUGGAUGCUUUUUUUUGGAGCUGAUGCCUCAUAUAUGUGGAGCUGAGAUGUGUGUCCGCAUGAAAAGGUUCAGAAUUUGCUUAUGGAUAGACACAAUUGAAGAAAACAUUGCAAUAGAGAUUGGGAGGAAAUUUAAGGAAUUGAUUGGGCAGGAAACUGGAUUAGAGUUCAAAAAGCACUUCGACGAAAAAGUUCUUUAUACGAUUUAA
Molecule: messenger RNA, 531 nt
Organism: Blepharisma stoltei
Lineage: Eukaryota; Ciliophora; Heterotrichea; Heterotrichida; Blepharismidae
Source: the annotation of a GenBank genome assembly